AUGCCACAGAAAGACUACAGAGGCCAUACAAGCUGGGAGAGUGGAGUGGCCAGUAUGAUGCAAACCAGUCACAGCGGGGUGAACCAGCUCGGAGGAGUGUUUGUGAAUGGGAGGCCGUUACCUGACUCGACCAGGCAGAAGAUUGUGGAGCUGGCUCAUAGCGGUGCCAGGCCAUGUGACAUCUCCCGAAUACUGCAGGUUUCAAACGGUUGUGUGAGUAAGAUUCUGGGCCGGUAUUACGAGACCGGUUCCAUCCGUCCCAGGGCGAUCGGGGGAAGUAAACCCCGGGUGGCAACUCCUGAAGUGGUGGGCAGGAUCUCCCAGUACAAACGAGAGUGUCCGUCCAUAUUCGCCUGGGAGAUCCGAGACCGGCUGCUGGCGGAGGGCAUCUGCACUAAUGACAACAUACCCAGUGUAUCAUCAAUAAACCGCGUGCUCAGAAACUUAGCCAGUGACAAGCAACAAAUGGGCCCAGCAGGAACUGAGGGGAUGUUCGACAAACUCAAGAUGCUCAACGGACAGACUGCCUGGGGAGGGCGCUCCGGCUGGUUCUCUGGAACCACUCUCACUGCUAAUGAUUGUCUAGAGUCAGAAGGGACAGAGAACACCAUAGGUGCAAAUAGUGACGACUCAGAAGAGACUCAGAUGAGACUGCAGCUAAAGAGGAAAUUACAGAGAAACCGGACUUCCUUCACACAGGAGCAGAUAGAUGCACUAGAGAAAGAGUUUGAAAGGACUCACUAUCCGGAUGUAUUUGCCAGAGAACGUCUAGCCAACAAGAUUGACCUCCCAGAAGCAAGAAUACAGGUUUGGUUUUCUAACAGACGAGCAAAAUGGAGAAGAGAGGAAAAGCUAAGGAACCAACGUAGGCAAGCAUCAAACACAUCCAAUCAUAUUCCUAUCAGCAGCAGCUUUAGCACAAGUAUGUAUCGCUUGCCUUUUUCAUCAGGAUCCAUGCUGUCGAGGUCAGAACCUAUCUUGUCAAAUAGCUACAGCUUCAGCAUGGCCACCAGUCUGCCUAUGCAACCAUCAAACCAGACCUCUUAUUCAUGCAUGCUGCCAAGUGGUACCACAUUAAAUAGCCGAAGUUAUGAAACAUACAGUGCAGGUCAUAUGCAGUCACACAUCAACAGCCAGUCAAUGUCAUCCUCUGCAACAUCCUCAACAGGCCUGAUUUCGCCAGGGAUCUCCGUGCCAGUCCAGGUCCCAGGAAGUGAAGGCGACAUGUCACAGUACUGGCCCCGUCUACAAUAA
Molecule: messenger RNA, 1254 nt
Organism: Periophthalmus magnuspinnatus
Lineage: Eukaryota; Metazoa; Chordata; Actinopteri; Gobiiformes; Gobiidae
Gene: pax6a
Product: paired box 6a
Exons: 11
Coding region: 1-1254 (417 amino acids)
Biological process (GO): anatomical structure development; regulation of transcription by RNA polymerase II
Molecular function (GO): DNA-binding transcription factor activity, RNA polymerase II-specific; RNA polymerase II cis-regulatory region sequence-specific DNA binding
Source: RefSeq, a predicted model, not a curated record